Messenger RNA from Alternaria metachromatica, 774 nucleotides. RefSeq lists its product as uncharacterized. The record is from RefSeq and is a predicted model, not a curated record. The transcript has a single exon. Bases 1 to 774 code for a protein of 257 amino acids. NCBI's taxonomy places the organism in Eukaryota, Fungi, Ascomycota, Dothideomycetes, Pleosporales, Pleosporaceae.
AUGCAGGGCAUUACAUCUGAAAAAACCGAGAAGACCAAUACAGGAAUGCCGACUGGUAGCGCAGUCCCAGACGCCCCUCCCAAAAUCCCACGAAAAGAUGCUGAUUCAGAUGACGAUAAAGAUGACAGUAAGAACGAGGAGAAGGAUGAAAACAUGGACGACGAGAGUACCGACAGCGAUGAUGACGACAGCGAUAUUGCCACAAUCACCGUGACUCUGAGAACAAGUAUCGAGCUGAAAGGCCUCCCCAACUCUUUCCCGCGGACCGUGAUAGUCCUGGAAGUCGACUUCAACGAAGCGUCCACGAACCCCGAACCUAUCUUCGAAUUUACUCGCGAUAACGCCUUCCACGAUAUUAUUGACAACAUGGAGCAGUGCAUGCACCACGUCGACGAACGCUUAUUCGACAGAGCAAAGAUACGAAACUCCGGUAAGCCACGACCCUGGUUCGAAUUCGAGUCUUUCGAACAUCUGCAAGAUUUGUUGGAAGUCAGCAAGAACAAUCCUUUACCCAAGGAGAGUGAUUGGAUGGAACACCUGUUGUGUACGCCAGGUCUCCAACGCAUCGAUGUCGUGUUCACAUAUAGGGCUUACAGAAACACGGCCCGCAAGUACCACCUCUUUGCGGAAGACGAAAAUGGCGUCACCGUAGGUCAAUUUGUGAAGGCUUUUCGCGAUCAGCUGCAGCAUGCGGAAGCAGACAUACGCAAGUUUUCUGAUAAGCUUACUCUCAUCUGUAAUAAGUGUUUCGACGACGCUAUCAACGAAGACUGA